Aspergillus aculeatinus CBS 121060 is the source of this 691-nucleotide messenger RNA. RefSeq lists its product as uncharacterized. The transcript has a single exon. The coding region runs from base 135 to 377 and encodes 80 amino acids. Lineage: Eukaryota; Fungi; Ascomycota; Eurotiomycetes; Eurotiales; Aspergillaceae. The record is from RefSeq and is a predicted model, not a curated record.
CCUUGUUCAUGGACGGGAACCCACUCUUUAUCUCUUUUGUCUUUUGAUUCCCUAACCACCUGAACCAACCUAUGCCUCGUAUGUUCUGCUCCUCCUUUCUCUAUCAGGCGCGGUGAACCCAUGACUCCUACCACAUGUCGCCCGGGACUGAACAACAAGAGUUGCUUGCUUUCACGCUCACCCUCGUUGUCCUUGUCGCGACAACGCCGCUGUCUACACAAAGAGAUCGGAGGCCACGCCUAUUGUCCCCACUGCUCUACGAUGCCGGUGCGCGUUCUUUGUCUGUGAGGGCAGGUUUCAUCUGCGAGUCUGCCCCCGGCAAGUAUAUCUGGCCGCCCUGCGGCCCUUCGGCUAGAAACAAUCAGCAUCACAAUUGAAUCACCUACCUGUCAUAGAGUAAUUACCCACCCCAGUACACGGCAGGUCUGAGAGAGUCUCUGCUAAUCAUGUGCCAUAUCAGAGAAACCAUCGAAGUCCUUCCGGGGGGGAUUAGGCGCAUCGAGCGCAAGGUGAAGCGCUGUCCCCGAGGCUGGAUCAGACUCUGCCGCAAAGAAACGCGGACGAGUAUCGAACGAGACUGCCGCGAGGUGCCAGUAAACACGAAGAUGAGGGGCCUAGACGACCCGCACGGUAUGCCGAGGCCACUCACCCGCAGACGUAGUGGAAGCUUCAAAUUCCGGUUUCCCUUUCU